Carassius gibelio (silver crucian carp) is the source of this 3453-nucleotide messenger RNA. RefSeq names its product gastrin-releasing peptide receptor-like. The transcript is spliced from 3 exons. Bases 92 to 1234 code for a protein of 380 amino acids. Gene Ontology annotation, biological process: G protein-coupled receptor signaling pathway. The record is from RefSeq and is a predicted model, not a curated record. NCBI's taxonomy places the organism in Eukaryota, Metazoa, Chordata, Actinopteri, Cypriniformes, Cyprinidae. Gene Ontology annotation, cellular component: membrane. Gene Ontology annotation, molecular function: G protein-coupled peptide receptor activity.
AUGACUUUAACCGGAAUACACCACAUGCAUGGCAAUAUUCGUGUAUACUGGACACUUGAGAUUCAAAAUGAACACGAGCUGAUCUGAUAACAUGUCUGAUUUAAUAAUAACACCGACGGAAGAUGUAAAGCUUCUGGGGGACUCUCCGGAGCGCAGCAACACCAGCGCUGCUCCGGGGCAUCCGCACUUGCAUUCAGGCAUCAUUAUCGCCACUGUUUACGCGCUCCUCAUCACUGCUGGACUAAUUGGUAAUGUGACGCUCAUUAGGACGUUUUGCAUCGUGAAAUCCAUGCGCAAUGUCCCAAAUCUCUUCAUGUCGAGUCUCGCUCUCGGAGACGUGCUGCUGCUGGUCACCUGCGCGCCCGUGGAUGCCAGCAAGUUUCUAGCGGACGAGUGGCUUUUCGGGCGGAUGGGCUGUAAACUCAUCCCGUUCAUCCAGCUGACAUCGGUUGGAGUCUCUGUGUUCACGCUCACAGCGCUGGCAGCGGACAGAUACAAGGCCAUUGUCAAGCCAAUGGAUAUCCAGACCUCUAAAGCCUCGCUGAAGGUCUGCAUUAGGGCUGCAUCAAUCUGGCUGCUCUCCAUGAUCCUGGCCAUUCCUGAGGUGGUGUUCUCUGAUCUACACUCCUUCCACAUCCCAGAAACCAAUGAGACUUUUAAAGCAUGUGCUCCGUACCCUCACGCCGGAGACCUGCACCCCAAAAUCCAUUCAAUGGCCUCCUUCCUUAUUCUGUACAUCAUUCCUCUCUUCAUUAUUUCUGUGUACUACAUCUUUAUUGCCAGGAGUCUGAUUCUGAGUGCUAUUAACAUGCCUGCGGAGGGAAAUGUGCACAUUCAGAGGCAGAUUGAGUCACGGAUACGGCUUGCCAAGACAGUGCUGGUGUUUGUGGGUCUCUUCGCCAUCUGCUGGCUUCCAAACCAUGUGAUUUACCUCUACCGGUCCUACCAUUACACAGAAGUGGACACCUCAAUGGCCCAUUUCAUCUCCAGCGUGUGCGCACGUAUCCUUGCCUUCACCAACUCUUGUGUGAAUCCCUUUGCUCUCUACCUGCUCAGCAAAUCCUUUAGAAAGCAGUUCAACAAGCAGCUUUGCUGCUGUUGCCCAUCCAUAUUGAUGCAUUCACAAAGCGCUAAGCGCAACAAUACACGACUGAGUUCAAUCAAAACAAAUCAAACCCAGAACCACUCUGUGGCCAGCUUCAGCCUUGUCAAUGGAAAUGUUGUCUGCCAUUAGAGCUAAACUAGCUCUACUACAGCUACAUCAUAGAAACAGUUCACUCAAAAAUAAAAAUGGGUCGCCGUGAUUUUGCCAAGUCAGACAUAUUCCUGAAUCAACAACUUUUCAUGAUCCUGGAUCAACAUUAUUGUUCAAAAAUAUUGAAUUAACUUAAUUCCUUCCCCUAAACCUAACUCUACCAAUAAUUUUUUCCUGAAAUCAGAAAUUAUAGCAAGAGUGUAGAAGCACCUAACCCUGAUUGUAAGCCCAAAACAGAUAUUUCCUGAAAAGUUAUAUCUCUAUUUUGAUUGGUUGAUUAGAAUGUUGUUCCAGGAUCAACAAGGAUGUUGAUCUAGGAACAUGUUGUGCUUGGUGAAAUCACGUUCACCAUAAAAUGUACGUCUUGUUUACAAUUCUACAUUUGCAACAGCAUACAGGUUUGUUGAGUACAUAAUUACAGAACUUUUUUUUCUUGUUUUGGGUGAACUGUUCUUUCCAAAGUUUAGCUUUUGCCUGUUGAUUAUUGAUGGAUUGGAUUUUGUAGGUUCAAAAACAUACUAUUACUUGAGACUUGAGACUCCUCAGAUCAAACAAUGGAUGAGAGAAACGGUAGACUUGAUCAGAACUCUAGACAUAUUUUAACAUUUUAAAACCUGAAAAUAGCAAAAAAGUAAUGAUAUGGUCAAGGACAUCUAGUGUAUAUGAAAAAAAUAAUAAUAAUAUCGUAACUAUUAAGUGAAUUGGUGGUUAAUUUGUAUGAAUUUUAAUUAUCUUAUUCAUAUUUUCUCAUGUACUAAUGAUAUCCAGUUUAUCCAGCGCUAUUUGUUCUCUAUGUUCUUAAGUAAAAGCACAGAUGGGAGGUAAAAUUUAUGUGGAUGGUUGAUUUACUAAAAAUGCGCACAUUAAAGAACACAGACGCAACCAGAUAAUUUCCAUAAUGACUAGAGCAAUCUACCAAGAGCAGUGCAAAUUGCCGCCUGCACAAAUACCAGUAAACUGACAAACCAAAAAGUUUGUUAAUUGUGUUGCGUGAUUCAUUUUAAUACCCUCCUCCUUUAAAUUUUGUGUCUGAAAUGGAAACUCGAAUAUUAAAUAAGGUCAGAUGCAAAAAUAACUGUCCACGCCAUUUCAGGACUAAUUCUUCAAUGCACAUCUUUAAUAAAUCCUAACAGUACUGUUUUAAAACCAAAAAACAGUUUGUGCUGCGCAGGUGCCACUGAAGUAGCAAACCCACUUCAAUGUGAAGGAAUGAACAAAGAUUGAACUCAAUAGAUAUGUCUUUAGUUUUGUUUGUGGUAUUUGCAUAGAUGGUUUUUGAUGAUGUCUUGCCAUUCUAAUGUAUUUAUAAAGGUAACUGGGACUGAGAUUAUUCUAAAUAUGUGGAUAUUUUUCAUGGAGAUUUUUGCUUUUACGUUAACAGAGGUUGAUUCAGAAAAAUCGCGUCUUUCAUUGCUUUUAAAUGUGAACAAAAAUAGCAUCCUUGUUUACUUUAAAUGACAAAAGUGACAAAAAAAAAAAAAAAACUGUUGGCUAAUGUUCUGCUGAAUUAUUUCAUCAGUAUCAGAAUCAGAAUGAGCUUUAUUGCCAGGUAUGUUUACACAUACGAGGAAUUCGUUUUCGUGAUAGAAGCUCCGCAGUGCAACAGAAUGACAGAGAAAGAACAAAAAAAAAAUAAAAAACAUAAUAAAAAAAAUAAAUAAAAAAAAUACAAAUAAGUAGGUAAGGAAUGACAAAUUGACAAUGGUAUGGCAGGUAUAUUACAAAAAGCAGUUAUGUAUGUACAGUUAUAUUAUGUGCAAAAUUUAAGUGUACACUAAGUAUGUGUGUUAGCUUGUAUACAAGGUAAAUCAUGAUAGGAAAUGGGUCGGAUUUGCUGAAGGACACAUGCUUUUGUGGUGCCUUUAGGGGAUAAUUGUUUGUAUUUCCAAGAUAUAGAACAUAUUUUCUCCAUUGCUGUUUUGUGGCUCAGUCCGUUCUUGAUGCUUUUUUAUUGUGUUUGCCAAAGAGCAUAGUAGCAAACUGAUGCAGCUUUUCAUUUUGUAGAUGUUGUAUACUGCCGUCCUUUUAUCUAAAAAGGCCACUAAGUUAGAAAGAAAACCUUUUGUCCAGUAUUGAAGUUAUCAAUAGAACAGAAUGUGCAAUCAUGUUGUUGUUGUGUACUUGUGAUCUUGUUUUACAUGAAGAAACUCAAGUGUAUUUGACUUUGUGAAUAAAAUGGUGCAUUUUACCCGCUAAAA